This is a messenger RNA of Rana temporaria (common frog), 3728 nucleotides long. RefSeq names its product Sin3A associated protein 30 (gene SAP30). Gene Ontology annotation, molecular function: transcription coregulator activity; protein binding. Bases 92 to 715 code for a protein of 207 amino acids. Gene Ontology annotation, cellular component: histone deacetylase complex. The transcript is spliced from 4 exons. The record is from RefSeq and is a predicted model, not a curated record. NCBI's taxonomy places the organism in Eukaryota, Metazoa, Chordata, Amphibia, Anura, Ranidae. Gene Ontology annotation, biological process: regulation of DNA-templated transcription.
UGAAUGUAAUAGUGUGAAGCUCUCAGGCUGGCUGUGUACACACACUCCACACUCUUCUCUCAUAGACACAUGCCAGGUAGCUGCUGGGUGUAUGUCUGCACCAUACUACACAUCGCCCGACAAGCUGCAUCCACACACCAUGAUGAACGGCUUCCCCUCCGAGGACUUAGCCCGGGAUAGCGGGGGAGAGGUCACCUCCCCGACAGCUGCCAUCCCCGCCGGGGCUCUGGGUCCCCUCAACGGGCAACUGUGCUGUCUGCGGGACGAGGGGGAGCGCUGCACCCGGCCUGCGGGCAAUGCCAGCUUCAGCAAGAGGAUCCAGAAGAGCAUCUCCCAGAAGAAAGUCAAGAUCGACCUGGACAAGACGGCAAGGCAUCUUUAUAUUUGUGACUUCCACAAGAACUUAAUUCAGAGUGUAAGGAACAGACGGAAACGGAAGGGUAGUGAUGAUGACGAGGGGGACUCCCCAGUCCAUGACACUGAUACUCCCGAGGUGGACCUUUUCCAGUUGCAAGUAAACACAUUAAGAAGAUAUAAGAGGCAUUUCAAACUACAAGCACGGCCUGGACUGAAUAAAGCACAGCUUGUUGAAAUAAUUGGAGGCCAUUUCAGAACACUUCCAGUGAAUGAAAAGGACACACUAACAUAUUUUAUCUGCUCGGUGAAGAACGAAAAAAACAAAGCAGAUCACAAAUCAGAUGGGGGACUCCACUAGAGAAAAUCAGACAUUUUAUGGACAGUUUUGAGUUUGCGCGAGGCCUUGGAAUGGAAGGACAGUUGUAAAUAAUUUUCAGUGUUAUUUUAGUGCUUUCUGUGGAAAGGUUAUUCAUUGUCUCAUCUAAAAAUGUAUCUCUACUUCCGAAGCCUGUAGUUGAGAAAUGUCACUUUUCAUGACAUAUAAUCUAUCAUAAACCUGUUUUUUUUUUACCUGGUAGGCAGUACUUUAAGGUGGAAGGUAAACUAGAACUAUAUACCAAGCUUUAUAUAUAUUUUUUUUCAUUUUGGAUAGAGUGAUUAAGGGUUAUAACCACUGUCAGAUUUAUUUUUAUUUAUUUUUUUGUCAUCUGUGUCCCAUUGGAGAGAUUUCCCUUGACUUCAUGUCCAAUAGCCACAACAGGAAGCAAUAACAAAUCCCUACAAAUUAUGGGAAUCCCUUGGGGCACCCCAGGUCGCCAGAACUAGUGUCCACAUUGGAAAAUUUCCUCUCUAUUAUGUUUCUGGGGAUAACCCAAAAUGUAAGAUUUUCUUUUACUUUCAGUGUGAAUGAUGAUGGUAAACAUGACAAAUGGAGAGGUUGAAUCUUUCUAACGAGGGCACAGGCAGGAAUAAAAACCUAAUGGGUGUUCUAAUCCAUCCCCACUCUCCAAGACUAUAAAAAAAUGUUUUGCCUUUUAGUUCUAUUUUGACUUCCAAAACUUUAUGUAUAAUAUACAUCUGGAACAUGUGUUGCUGGACCUCAUGUAGGAACAGUAUCUGCGCCAUCAUGCCAUUUCUCUUGCUGUUCCGUCUAACACCACGUCUGCUUAGAGGCUGUUGCAGGCAGUUUAUAGCUCCCUCUCUCAUACCACAGCUGUCUAGUAAUCCUUAGAUAGCAGCUGUGAGACUGUAAAAAAUUGACUUGACUUCAGAAGUUAGAUGUACAAUGCCUGUCUAACAAAUAUACCCAAAACACAAUGAAAUCCCCUUUUUCUAUAGGCCAGAAUGACCGUUUACUUUUAUAUCCUAGAUUUGUGAGCUGUCAACCAAAAGAAAAAAUAAUUACAGCCUAUUGGCUAAGAGAAUAUUUUAUCUGGACAAACUUCUGAAGGAGAAGCAGGUUUUUACAUAGUUUCACAGCUGCUAUCUAAAGAUUUCUAGAGAUCCCUUUCACACCUGAGCGUUCUGAAGCAUCAUUUGAAGCUUCACAAAAAAGCACUUCAGUGCUUGACACUAGGAGUUCUAUUUUAUUCAAUGGUGCCUGUUUACACUUGAGUGUAGUGUAAAAAAAAUUAAAAAGCCAGCAACUUCCGCAAUUGAUAAAUUUAUUGUAGCAGUUGAAGUACAAAAUAAUACAAGGUCUUGCGUGUUUCAACGUGUAGCCUUGUUCAUAGCAAUAGAAUAUUGUGUAGUGUGUCUUGAAGCUUAUCUCUCAAAACUUCUGUUGGGAAGAGUCGUGUGUUUUGACCCCAAUAGCAUUCAAUGGGAACGCUUGAAAAAUGUGCAUAACAUGCAUUUUGCAGACGUUAUCUAGCGUUUUAUUGGCUAAAAAAAUAAAAAAAACAAUAUUAAAAAUGCUGAAGCAUGUCCAAAAAUGCUUGCACAAAUGCUAAAAAACAUGACCAAAGUCGCACAACUAAAAUGUAAAUUGUUCCAGAGAGCUGUGACAGGAAAGAAGGAGCAGUAGGAAACUUACAACAGCGCUGUGCACAAGUACUGUUACUAAGGGUCAUUUUAAAGCCGUUUUUUUCAUUUAAUUUUUUUUUACUUUUUAGCACUUUUAUACAUUAGGCCCACUAUAUUCUAUAGUAUAUACAGUAGUAAAAGGCUGUGUCCAGACCGGCACAUUGGAAGAUGGAAUACAAAUGUAUAAAGAUGUAUCAUCUUGCUAUUUUCAAAAGGACCUUUUGAAAUAUAAUAAUUUUAGUUGGUUUAAUAUAAAUGAUUUGAUUUUCUAUUAAACUUUAUUUGACCAAAAAUGCUUACUUUCCAAGCACCAGAUGACCGUACUCUCAGAUUGACCCUACAGUAUGAACUUGGGUAGUAGGGGUGUCUUGCAAUGGUUAUUGUGAUGCUGACUCUCGCCUAAUAGUAAAGCCAGCUAUUUCUUUGGAAAGGGGCAGCUACGUACAAAACAAAAUAUAACUUGUUUAAACCUAAUUGAUGAAUAAGGCGUGAGUGACAGUAUGGUAGCUCGCAAGUGUUCCAUAAGACCUAAUACAAGAUUCCUUCACAAUAGCAGCCUAGGGCUGCAUUUCCAGCACAUGAAAUGCAGGGCAGUAUUUUAUAGAUUUGCCAGCACUGUGCUGUUAUGAGUCCCUUAAAGUGGUUGUAAAGGUUAUUUUUUUUUUUUAAAUAACAAACCUGUCAUACUUGCCUCCACUGUGCAGUUAGUUUUGCACAGAGUGGCCCCGAUAUUGCUGCUCUGGGGUCCCACGGCGGCUCUCGUGGCUCCUCCUCGCAAUAGCUAACUCCCUCUGCGAAGCUGUCUCCCGAGUGGGUUACCUUGCGGGCGCGCUCCCGUGUCAUACAGUCGGCUUUCAUAGACAGAGUUUAUGACUCGGCCCCGCUCCCGGCAGCCGCGCCAUUGGAUUUGAUUGACAGCAGCGGGAGCCAAUGUCAUGGGAUGCAUUAAGGUGAAAAAAGCAUGAACCCUUACAACCCCUUUAUAAGACGUGGUCUGCUUCUCCACAAUGUCUCAGUUGUUUUUUUUUAUGCAUGAAUACACAGAGAACAGUUGUAGGAGCACUGGUUCCUACACCACAAAUGGUAGCAAUCACAUUUAAUGUGUGCCCCACAGUAAAACUGAUUUUAUGAAAGCUCAAGAAAAAAGUAGACUUGUUUGAAGGCCUAACUGAGAGUUAUUGGCAAAUACUACUGCUGUUUGCAGCUAGGCGGUGUUUGGCGGAUUUAUUUUUAUAUAUGAUGGUGAGGAGUACUAAUAGAAAUGGAAGGAGUUUAGUAAGGAGGAGAAAUUAUGCCAUCUAGCGUGGUCUUAUUUCAACAAGACAAGGAGCAGUAACCAUAGCAAC